Molecule: messenger RNA, 1563 nt
Organism: Arachis stenosperma
Lineage: Eukaryota; Viridiplantae; Streptophyta; Magnoliopsida; Fabales; Fabaceae
Product: ribosomal RNA-processing protein 14-like
Exons: 2
Coding region: 16-1350 (444 amino acids)
Biological process (GO): ribosomal large subunit biogenesis; ribosomal small subunit biogenesis
Cellular component (GO): nucleolus
Molecular function (GO): DNA binding; RNA binding
Source: RefSeq, a predicted model, not a curated record
CGAGGCGGGGCGAGCAUGCUCGACAGACCCGCCAUUUUGUUUUUUAUUUUUUAUUUUAAGCCUGGUAAAACAUUUCAGACGCAUAGCAUAACUGGACCCGACUUAACCCUAAACCUUACCCACAACACAGAACCUCACCAGCCUCCAUCUCAGUCUCACCCACCGACCCAACCAGCUCCCUCUCUCCGUGCCCGGCGCCAUCGCGCCUCUCCUCUCUGUCGCAGGUUCGCGCCCCGCCGUCGCGCUGCUGCUCCUCCUGUGUCGGAUCCACGGUGUUCUGUAUUUCUUUCGAUAGUUCAGGGGAAGAAGAAGAUGAGGAAGAAGAAGCAACAAUCUGUUGCAGAGGCUGAUGCAGUUCAAGAUUUAGACUCUGUGAUUCAUGACCAUACUCUUUUCUUUGACAAGUUGAUUGAACUCAUCCCUGCCAAGUUUUACCUUCCAACCGACGAUAAGGAUAAGCCGUGGUUUCAGGGUCUCAGCAAGGCUAAGAAAGCCGAGGCGAAGAGGGAAACUAAGGAGAAUAUUAAGAAGUCUCGAAGGGAACGGUUGGAUCCUGAAAAUCCCCCUGCCACUACUCUUGACUUGUUGAAGCAGAACUUGGGUAAGGAGAAAGCAAAUGAGAGUAGCGAUGAGGAGGACGGUGAGGCUAAGCCCAUUGCCCUUGAAGGGGACAAUCGGUCUGUGACUUAUGAAGAGCUUCGGCAAAGGCUUCAUCGUAAGCUUGAGGAGUUUCGUUCAAGUCGCGAGAAUUCGGGAAGGUCAAAGAAGAGGGAGGAAAGAAAUGCGAAGAGAGGGUUUGAGGACAGGAAACGCAAGAGGGGUAGUGAAAAUGAAGAAAAUAAAGUUGCAAAGAAAGAGUCUACAGAGAAAGUGAAGAAGGAUGCUGCCGAGACCUCGAAAGAGCUUGUGUUUGGUCAUAUCAAACUUACAGAUGGUGAAAUGCAAGGUAAGAAGAAGAGGAAACUUUCGAGGCAUAAGGAACUUGAAAGGGCAAAGAAGUUGGAGGAAGCGAAGAAUGAUCCCGAGAAAGGUGAGGCUGUUGCAAAGAAGCAAUCGUGGAAAGCAGCAUUGGAUAGAGCAUCGGGGAUUAAGGUUCAUGAUGAUCCCAAGCUGUUAGAAAAAAGCAUUCGUAAAGAGAAGAAGAAGCAACAGAAGAAUGCAGAGAAAUGGAAAGAGAGAAUUCAAACAAGGGACCAGUUGAAGGCAGAGAAGCAGCAAAAGAGAUCAGAUAAUAUUUCUGAGAGGAUUCAUCAGAAGAAGAUGCGUAAAAUCGCAAAGAGAGAGAAAAAGCUUUUGCGGCCUGGCUUUGAAGGUCGCAAGGAAGGUUUUAUCACUGAAGGUUCCAGUUAACUUAAUUCAAUGUUGGUUGGUAUCUUUCCUUCAUAGAAUCAUAAUAUUUUGAGUGUUAGAAUAUGACAAAUAGAACAUAUCAAUUUCUAUGUCUGGUUUAGUAUGUCUCUUAAAAUUGAACAAUUUUUUUUUUUCUAUGACGGGUAUUCAUAUAACAUUUUGGCAAUUCAGCAGUCCAUAUGAUCAGUUUCUGGUUAUAGUGGAAUACCGGCA